AUGUCUGAGGCAAAGUUAAUAAGACAAGCUUCGCUGAGCUCAGCGUACAUGGAUCCUGGUCAAAGGAUUAAAGUCCUGGUAGAAUAUGGUUCACAUCUGGAGGUGGACAAGACCUUAGCCCUGAAGCACUACUUCAGGUCCGGCCAUGAAAUGUUGAGGAUGGCAAAUAUGUAUUGUGAUGAUGGUCAGUUGGAGAGUGCUUUCAUUUUAUAUUACAGAUACAUCACCCUUUUUAUGGAAAAGCUGCCUGCUCACCCAGAGUUUUCAAGUGAUAAUCAAGCUGAGAUAGCUGAGAUUAAAAGAAGGGUGAAAAAAGUCUUUCCAAUUGCAGAAGAAAUCAAAUCUAAGUUGAAGAAGCGAUACACUGAAGAGGAACAUGUUUACAAGGAGCAGCAG
Molecule: messenger RNA, 396 nt
Organism: Candidula unifasciata
Lineage: Eukaryota; Metazoa; Mollusca; Gastropoda; Stylommatophora; Geomitridae
Source: the annotation of a GenBank genome assembly